AUGCUUCGAUUUCUGAUUGCACUGGUGUUCAUUCUCCACAAGAUAUGCGAAGGUGAAAUGGACUCAAAGAUCGUCAUUAAAAUAAACAAAAAAUACUUCGACGUAGUAGCGACUGAAGAGGAUAAUGAUGCGUGGGUUGACAUGGAAAGAGCCGACAAAUACAGAUUUAGCGAGGUCUACCAGCCUAGAUAUAAAGACGAGAUCACACUUUUAUUCCGCCCAGGAAAGGAAUUGUUCGUUUGGCAAGUGCCUUUGUAUUUCUAUAUCAUAUUCUACGGAUACCCGAGUGAUACUGUAUGGGUGAGUUCAAAAGGCUUUAUUUGCCUAGAAAAGUAUGGAGCGAGAAAUUGCUACAACUACGUAGCUCCUUUGAUGGCAAAUUGGCUCUAUGCGGACGACAGUUGGAUCGGUUGCAUCAGCUCAAACGGUUCUGUAACCAUCCAGUGGACAAAUUUGCGGCUCGUCCCCAAAAACGAGGCAAAUGCAAUGACUGUCAGCAUGCAAGUUACAGUGAAUGAAAAAGGAUCAAUCAAGUUUUUGUACAGAAUUGCUUCAAAUGAAAAGAGUCUCAGGCCAAAUCUUAUCCGCAUUGGAACCUCUGACUCCAUGCUAGCCUAUGUGUUGGGCAGCCGUAGAGAAAUGUACGGCACUGUUGAGCUUCGAAAUUACUUCCACGAUAUUGCGAAACUAAACGCACUCGUUAUCCAAAUGCAUCCGCUUCCCACGUGCAACUACUUCACUGACUGCGUUUCCUGCAACGCGCCAGAAAAUAACAAAAAUUUUCAGAAAAUGAAUUCAUUCAUCGCCAUGAAAGAUAACGAACGCUUCAACGAGAAGACAGAGUUGGGUGCCACUCCAUUGAUGCUCGCGGCCAAAAACAAAGACCUGAAAAGCUGCCUGGCGCUCGUGGAAAAAGGCCAAGACCCGGAAGCGACCACAGAUUUUGGCGUAUCGCUUCUUCACUUCGCGGCCGUGAAUAUGAGACACGGACUGGAAAUUAUUUCGCACUUCCUGGGCCAUGGACUCGAUUUAUCAGAAGCAAAGGACGUUGACGGCGAGGAGCCAGUCCUUUACGCCAUCAGGGUAGGAGAUUUUAACCUCGCCAAGAAUAUUUUGAAGCUUCAGAAUGGGGAAACAAACCUGUUGCUCUUCUUUGUUGCCCGAAACAAUUUAAAAAUCGUCAAAAUUAUUCACGCAGACGACCCUGAAUUGAUCAAAAAGCAAGACGCAAAAGGCAAUAGUGCCCUCCACCUUGCGGCCGAGUUUGCGGACCUGAAAAUGUGUAAGUGGAUUAUCAAGAAAGGCAGCCAGCACGUCAAAUCUUUAAAACACGUUCUGCACCGCGCUGUGCUGAACGUCAAUCAUGGGAUGGAGCUGGUCAGGUACUUCGCCAUCCGACUGAAAUUGGACUUGAAUGCCAUGAACGAAUACGAAGAAACGUCUCUGCACCUGGCCCUUUGGGCAGGAAACACAGAAAUGGCGCAGCUGUUGCUGGACCUCGGAUUCAAAGUGGACAAGUGCGACAAGAACCUUUUGCUCCACUGCGUGAAGAGAAACAACAUCAAAAGCGCAAGGUUUGUGCAAAGCAACAACCACUCUCUGAUAAAAGAGCGCGACUUCUGUGGCCGAAACGCUCUUCACAUCGCAGCCGAGUGCGCAGACCUGGAAAUGUGCGAAUGGCUAAUUGAGCAGUGCCUCGACGCCAAGACUUUGGUCCCAAUUGGAGGAACCUCAGCCCUGCACCACGUUGGAUAUAACAAACAGUACGGGACAGAACUUGUUGGAUACUUUAUUAGUCUGGGUUUGGAAAUUAACCCUCCUAACAAAGCUCUCAACACUCCUCUCUACGUCGCUCUGAGAAACCAAAAUAUGGCCGUUGCUGAGGAGAUGGUCAAAUUCGGUGCCGACUUCAGAGUGAAAUCUGGCCGCUUCAACCUGCUGCACUAUUCUGUAAUUGGCAAUAAUUUAAAAAGCGUCCAAUUUUUGCAUUCCAAGGACCCAAAACUGGUCACGCAGUUAACACUAUUAGGGGAAAACGCUCUUCACUUGGCCGCAAAGCACGCGGACAGAGAAAUGUGCCUGUUUCUGUGUGAAGAGGCGGGCGUCAAUCCUUUCAGCUCGAAUGAGAUGAACAACAAUGUAUUGCACCUCGCCGCGGCCAACGAAAAACACGGGGCGGAACUCGUAGAGUUCUUUGCCACCGAGAAAGGGGUGGACGUGCAUCAAAGAAACGUAUUUCUCGAGAUUCCUCUGCACCGUGCCCUGGACGAACAAAAUCUGGCCAUCGCUGAGGCGUUGUUGAAGGCCGGCGCCGACAUUAAUGUCAAGUUGGCUGAAAACAGCCUCCUGCACUUUUGCGCCAGUCAAAAAAAGUUGCAAAGCGCCAGGUUUGUCCUCGAGAAGAAUAAAGACAUGAUCAACGCAAUUGGCAGUAACAGAAUGACCGCUUUGCACGUUGCGGCGAAAUUGGGUCAACUCGAGUUUUGCAAGUUCUUGGUCGAGCAGGGAAUCGACUUCAACGCAGAAGAUUCGUUUAACAACACGGCGCUAACCUAUAUGUUUUCUGACGAGCUUCUGAACAACCUUUGGAUCGCCGCUUUUAUAUUGUUCGUCUCUAUUGCCCUCAUAGCUGUAAUCGUCGAGCUGAUUUUCCAUGGCUUCUUCAACGACAGGUCAACUAAGGAAGUUGACAUGAGUGAACGCUAUAGAUGGGACUCUCCGUUCAUGGGCUUGGCCGACAUAGAUCGAUUCAUGCAGAAGACGAUGGGCAACAGAGCAGGCAUCAAUUGGCUGAUGCUGGCAGCCAGGGACAGAAACCUGCAAACCUGCCUGGAGCUCGUGAAGAAAGGCGAAAACGCGAAGGCAACCACGCAUUUCGGCGUGACGCUGCUCCACUUCGCUGCCUUGAACAAAAGGCACGCAGAGAAAAUCGCCUCGCACUUUGUCGACCAGGGCUUAGACCUGCUGAAGAAGGACGUGGACGGUGAGAGUCCAAUUUACUACGCGGUCAGGUUGCAACAAUUUGAAGAUGCUGAAAAACUGUUGGGUCUUCGAAGCGCAGGAAUUAAAAACCUGCUUCAUUAUUUCGUCGCUGAGGACAAACUGGAAAUUGUGAAACGAAUCCAUUCGUGGAACGAGAAACUGAUUCGAGCAGUCGACCCGGAAGGAAAGAACGCCCUCCAUUUUGCAGCCCUGUGCUCCGACCUGAGGAUGUGCCAGUGGCUAAUCGAGAAGGGUCUCGACCCCAAAUCUCUGUCCGCCGAAAAAAUGUCCGUGCUGCACCACGCCGUGCUCAACUCUCGCCACGGAAAAGAGCUCGUCCAGUUCUUCGCAUCCCUAGACGUUGACGUGAACGGGGAAAUGGAAAAAGGGGAGACGCCCCUGCACGGCGCCCUCUUCGCGGAAAACUUGGACGUCGCAAGAACACUGCUUCAUCUCGGUGCCAAAUUAAAUAAAAGCAAAAAUAACAUUAUGAUCUUCUGCGUCAUGGCCAACAAAUUGAUAAGCGCCCAGUUUGUGCAUCGCAGGGACAAGAAUCUGCUUAAAAACUACGUCGAUUCUAAAGGGCAAACCGCCCUUCACGUGGCUGCCGCGUGCGCCGACGAGAAAAUGUGCACGUGGCUGGUGCGGGUGGGCGUCAGCGCCGAAAGCCCGGAGUCCACGGUGCUCCACAGAGUCGGCUACAACGCAGCACAUGGCUCCAAACUCACCCCCUUCUUCGUCAACAUGGGUUUAGAUUUGAACGAAAGGGACGAAUCAGGCAAAACUCCCAUCGUGCACGCCCUCAGGGCCGGAAACCUGGCUUUGGCUGAAACAAUGCUGGACCUCGGCGCCGAUUUGGAGGUCAAGGUCGGCGGAUUCAACCUCGUCCACCUGUUUUUGAUUUGCAACAACAUGAAGGCCGUCCGAUAUUUGCACAGGAAAAAUAAACAAAUGGUAAAAGAGAUCUUGUCGCCCCAAGGCACGAACGCCAUGCACCUGGCGGCCACCUUUGGAGACCUGGAAAUGUGCAGCUGGCUGUGCAAACUCGGAUUCGACGUCCGAGAUAUAGCUUCUCACUUCCGAAAUUCCGUUCUUCACUUCGCCUCGCUCAACAAGCAAUUCGGAAAAUCACUCGUCCCAUUUUUCGUCUACAAAGGAGUGGACGUUAACCAAAGAAACGCAACUUCUAUGACACCCCUUCACUUUGCUCUGCAGAAGGAAAAUUUCGAGGUGGCGGAGGCGCUGUUGAAGUCUGGCGCAGAUUCAAAGGUGAAAAUCGAACGGGAUAACCUGCUGAUCUUCUGCAUCCGCAAAAAAUUGCGUCACAGCGCUGAAUUCGUGGUGGAAAAAUUCGCUGAGCAGAUUAUGGAAGCCGGCGCCGAGGGACAGACGGCACUCCACGUAGCCGCACGCAUCGCCGACCUCGAGUUUUUCAGGUUUCUGAUCAGGGUUGGCCAGAAAAAGGGAGUGGUCAGUAAUCCUAUGCUAGUGGCGCUCAUGUGUUUGCCACCAAACAGCGAAAAAGAAAUGAGGAAUCAUUUGUCUUCUUUGGGAGAGAAGGACUGA
Messenger RNA from Cloeon dipterum, 4548 nucleotides. RefSeq names its product serine/threonine-protein phosphatase 6 regulatory ankyrin repeat subunit B-like. Bases 1 to 4548 code for a protein of 1515 amino acids. The transcript is spliced from 8 exons. Lineage: Eukaryota; Metazoa; Arthropoda; Insecta; Ephemeroptera; Baetidae. Gene Ontology annotation, molecular function: protein binding. The record is from RefSeq and is a predicted model, not a curated record.